Messenger RNA from Cyprinodon tularosa, 1349 nucleotides. RefSeq lists its product as uncharacterized. The transcript has 2 exons. The coding region runs from base 402 to 1349 and encodes 315 amino acids. The record is from RefSeq and is a predicted model, not a curated record. NCBI's taxonomy places the organism in Eukaryota, Metazoa, Chordata, Actinopteri, Cyprinodontiformes, Cyprinodontidae.
ACUAUGAAAGAGAACAAGGCAUGAAAAUAGUAGCCCCCCAUUUUAUUUUUCUAACGCUAAAGAUUGAUUACAGCCAGAGAUCAAUUUGAAUGUAUUAUCUUGGACAGUAUCUGAAUCUCGCCAUCGGAGGGCGCUCAGGCUACAUGCAAUAACGGUUAGCGUUCUGGCAAGCUGAAGAAGACAGCCGUUGCAGAGCAGACAGCGGAUAGUACUGAGAGCAGCUGCUGUAACCGCUGUGUUUUGUGUUUGCAGUUGAACAAAAUAAAUAUGCUACACCAGAAGUGACCGGCCCAUCAUUUCAAGCAGUGUAACAUAUUUUGGCGAGCCAGCCAGGAGGUGGCGCUAGUGAAUUAACACCAUCACCAACCACCUUCCUUCCCAAGAGACGAACCAGAAAAAGAAUGGACGCAGCACAGCUUCUGCGCGAUCGAGUGAGUGCAGCCUUGUGGCAGCUGGAAAGAGGGCCUCUGGUGGACGUCUGCAGGCGACUGAAGUGUUCCAGCCUGGACAGCGGAGAGCCUCAAGGUAAAACCAAAAGGACACUCAUCGGGUUGGCAGAGGACAUGUUUGAUGAGAUAGAAAAAAAUGAAGAAGGGGAUCAGGUGGAACAGUUUUAUAGAGAAACAGCCACAUACAUCCAGAGACUAAGUGAAGUAAUGGGUCAGUCAGAAGAGGAAUCCCAAUUUAAAGCGUCUGGGCCACAGAUAGACCUUGAGGAUACUGUUCCAUGCACCACUUCAGUCCAGACAACAGAUUACCCACUCAAAACCCGAGCAGAGCCAAAACAAACUCUACAGGAGGUAACAUUGAGGAGGGAAUUUAAAAUCUCUGGGCAGAUUGGAGAGAGUGGGCAGAAGGAUAAGCUGUCCUACCUCAGUUUAGUACGCCAGAUUGAAAAUGGGAUUGAAAAAGGACACCCAGAGACUGAAAUCGUUGAAGCAGUAAUUAGGGCCAUCAGUCCAGGAAUGCCCCUAAGAGACAUGUUGGAGAUAAAACGUGGGUUAACCCUAAGCAAACUGCUCACCAUACUAAAGGGACACUACAGAGUAGAUAGCCCCACUGAACUUUACCAUCAGCUUCUCAAUAUCUCCCAAGAACCCAAAGAAACUGCCCUAAAUUUUGUAUUUCGUGCUAUUGAGCUCAAAGAAAAACUUCUAUGGAAAGCAGCAAAUGAGGAGACUGAUGAGCUGUACAGCAGAGCCACAAUUCAGCGUAAGUUCCUACGCUCCAUUGAAACUGGGCUACUCAGUGACUCCAUUAAGUAUCAGUUGCUGCCUCUCUUAAGUAAGAUGACCAUAACAGAUGAAGAACUGAUUGAGAGACUAAAACAGACACACAGCAGAUCGUAG